UCGCCUGUGUCAGUUUCUUGAACGGCGUAGGAUACACAGUAUGUGAGACAACUUCACUUUGAAUAUUCCUGUGUUGGAGGAAAUCAAAUCUGGGGGUUUUUUUGUAUACUGACAUAUGUCAAAAUGGAAUUAAUUCAGUUAUGGUUUCAAAUCCUGGGUUGCUUGUGUGUUUUGCUAUUGGUUACUUCUGAGGAUGUCCAGAAACAGUCGAAUAAGACUGUGACAAUAGCCGAGACUUCUUCUGAUUUAGGAACACAAAACUCAUCAGGUAUGAUUUACAGAGACUACAAUAGAUCGCUCUCGACAAAUGUACAAAAGAACAUUCCUUCUUCCUACGAAGACUUUUGUAUACUGAAUGGUAAAGGAUCCAGCUAUGAAAUAUACCACCGGUAUAACUGUUACAUAGACAAAUCUUCUAGUGGCAAAUGGAACUUCUCGGAGCUACGAAAGUACAUUUCAUUGAUAAAUGCAUUCUACAGUUUUAAAGUUCAAUGUGAAAAAGGUGCAAAAAUUUCUCUUCCGUAUCAAAGUAAAUCAAAAAACAUAGUUAAACUGUAUGUGCAAGACUGCAUUCUAACCGACUACUAUGCAGAUUUCAAAAAUCAAGAACUGGACACCUUUCCUGAUGUAAUGGAGGAGUAUGUGUUGAUAAAUGUGCAGUAUGAGACGAGUCUGAGAGCCUUCAGGGAAAAUGCAGUACUAAAAUCAAGCACACAACCUAGUAACUUAAUAUGUGGUGAUGAGGAAACUUUGAAAAUAAUGAUAAAACGUAAUACCACGCUUGAUAUUAUACAUGAUGUGCCGAUAGAUAUGAACCGUUUUGCCAUGCUAGCGACCGAGUUAAUUGAAAAUGCCCGUCUUUCGACCCACAAAUGUGUGUUCAAGAAAUUGCAUACACUAGAGAACUCAUAUACGAUAAGAAAUCGACACUACGCUAAUGAAAUGACGGAACAAAAACUAUAUCCGGAAUUAAAAAUGCUGAACGUGUCCCACUCGAAUAUAUAUUAUGUCCCCGAACAAUUCAAAAACUGGUGGAUUUAUUUUGAGGCUUUGGAGUACAUUGAUAUGUCUUACAAUCAUAUUCAAGACGUUCGCUUUCCAAUCAGUUUAAGUGGAAUAUGGGGUAAACCGAUACCGAAUUUGACAUAUGAUCUCACACAUAAUAAAGUAAGUCAAAUUUCUGUCCGACUGUUUGAAAGACUUAUUCCAAACGAAAGGAUUUUUGUGAACAUAGCGAAUAAUCCUUUUAACUGCACCUGCACAGAUGAAAUGAAAGAGGUCUUAAAAUAUAUUCAAGAAACAGACUGGAAUUCAGUGAAAUACAAACGUUAUCAGUACUUUAGAGAUUUGCGGUGCCAUCUCCCUGAGAACAUUCGAGGACGACGUCUGAAAGAUCUCACAGCCAAUGAUAUUAACUGUGGUUUCGAGUUAAUGCCUGUUACUGUGGCUUUGAGUAUUUUGUCAUUUUUCUUAAUCAUAUUUUUGAUUGUUAUUUUGAAAUAUAGGCGAGAAAUUCGGAUUUUGUUUUUUACCCGAUUUGACGUUGUUUUGCCAUGUCAACCAGCGGAAUUAUACGAAGAUAAGGAAUUUGACGCCUUUGUCUCCUACAGUAAUGAUGACGAAGGGUGGGUUCGGGAACUGUUUGAAGAGAGCAAAAACGAACGAUUGGCCCAUUUGAAAUUUUGUAUGCACCAAAAAGAUUUCAUUCCUGGAAAAACAAUAUUUGAGAAUAUUGUAAAAUGCGUGGAAAACAGCAAACAUACCAUGAUUGUCUUGUCCCAAAAUUUUCUGAACAGUCAUUUUUGCAUGUGGGAAUUUCAAGAGGCUUUUCAACAGAGCAUUGUAGAGAGAAAACGGCAUUUGAUUAUCAUUCUUUUGGAGGAAAUUCCAGAGAAGGAUCUUCCUAGCGAUCUGAAGAGAUGUAUGAAGAUUUUUACAUACAUAAGAAAAGACGAUAACAUUUUCAUCGAUAGACUGCUGUAUUCAUUGGCAUAUAAAGGAAAAAAGGGAAAUGCACUAAAAGCCAAAGCUGAACAAGUGAAUCUUGGGUACAUUGAUCAAAAAGAAAACGUUUAAGUAAAAAAGAUGCUGUGAAAAUAAAUGAUAAGGAUAAUAUUGCAUGGUGCACAUGUGGCAGUUUUCUUUCUUUUUCUUUUUUUUUUCUUUUAAAAUAUUGAAUUUGUUUUGUCAUUUAGGUUUGCUCUUUUUGCGAUGAAUACGUAGAACUGCCUUUAAAAAUAAUCAACUCAAUUUACUAUUUGAAUAUUGAUUGGGAUUAUGUUCAUCCUUUUGAGGAAAAGGAAACGAGUAUGUGCAUAUAUAUUCCUCACUCCUACCCCCCCCCCCCCCACCAGAAAAAAAUAAACAUUGUACUAAUUAACAGGCAUUACAUGUACUUAUUCAAACUUUAUAUUUCUGUGUGUCGAGCUUAGUCUUUGAAGUGAUUUGUUAUGAAAUAUAUUUCAUGUGUUACAUUCUUAGUCGUUAAAGUGGUUUAUUUACAUUGUCUGAAAGAUAUAUCACGUGUUACAUUUGUGUUAUUACCAAUGUGUUCUCUUAUAUAUA
Messenger RNA from Magallana angulata, 2565 nucleotides. Its product is annotated as toll-like receptor 2 type-2. The record is from RefSeq and is a predicted model, not a curated record. The transcript has a single exon. NCBI's taxonomy places the organism in Eukaryota, Metazoa, Mollusca, Bivalvia, Ostreida, Ostreidae. Bases 124 to 2076 code for a protein of 650 amino acids. Gene Ontology annotation, biological process: toll-like receptor signaling pathway; immune response. Gene Ontology annotation, molecular function: transmembrane signaling receptor activity. Gene Ontology annotation, cellular component: membrane.